GUUCACAGAUAUGGCCAUGAAGUUGUUUGUGGCGCUUGCUCUUGUGGCUUUUACUGGCUGCCAAGCCAAUGUUCUGAGGUCAGACGAACCCAAGCCACAACUGGAUCUGGUGAAAGAUGCAUUCUGGGACUACUUUGUCAAGGCAACAAAAAUAGUUCUAGAUACUCUGAAAACCAUUGGAAACUCUGCGUCUGGACAGCAAGUGAAUGAAAAGAUCACAGAAAGUGUGGAAGUGGCAAGCCAAUACAGAGCCAUAGUGCAGGAUCAAGUUGUCGUCUUUAGCCAGGAGUUACAUAAAAAGCUUUCUGAACAUGUGGAACAGCUGUCAGAGAGCCUGCAGCCGGAUAUAAAUGAAGUGAGGGUCCAGCUGGAGCCCUUAGCAGAGAAGCUGAGUGCCAACAUUCAGCAGCAGAUGCAGAAGGUGAGGCAGGUGCUGGACCCCUACACAGAGCCCCUGGACACUAGGAACCUGAAGCGUGCCCUGCAACGCAUGCAUGGGAAGCUGAUACGCACCCUAUUUAUGAGUGUGGAUCAGCUGCUGUCCCACCUGCACUCCCAGCUGAGCCCCUCCACUAAGGAGCUGAAGGGGAAAGUGGAGGAGAGCGUGCAGGAGUACAAGAAAUUUGUGUUGCCCCUGAAAGAAAUCCUCAACGAUGAAAUCUUUAACAAAGUCCUGAUGUAUGACCGGACCCUGUACCCCUACGUUAAAGGCCUAAGGGCGAAGCUCGAUCCCUACAUCCAGGGCCUCGAAUCCCAGCUCACCGCUCUCUGGGAGUCUUCUGCCAAAAGUGCCUAAGUGCAGGAGGAACCACUCCCUGCUCCCCUUAUUGAUUCUAACUGCCUGAAUCUCUCUGAGACUCCAAUAACACAUGAUCAUCUUUUCUUGAUGCUCUCUUCCAGUUCCUGUCAGCUAUUGAGUGGCUCUUUCUUACUUUUCAUGUACUAUUAACAACAUUGAAGAGCCACAGCAAUUGUGAUGUCAUUCCUUUGUUCAGGAAGAGAUAAGAGGAUACUCUGAUAUUGAAGCAAAAUGUUUUACUUUUUUCAUGACUGAUUAGAUAUGUAUAAAUUACUUUUUGACAUGUUCUGUAAAAAAUGAUAGAUUCUGUGUUCUCAGGUUUCUAACUUUCUGAAAUAAAGGCACGAAAAUGAAUCAUUACUGCAAAUCUUUUAAAAAUGUAUUCAUAAGGAGUACUUUAUUGUUUCAAAACAAAACUGAUAUGAUUCCACUGCUAUUAAGGCAUUGGUUGAAAAUAAACUUAUUUUACAUUAUUACAAAAA
Messenger RNA from Anguilla anguilla (European eel), 1281 nucleotides. RefSeq names its product apolipoprotein A-IV-like. Gene Ontology annotation, biological process: reverse cholesterol transport; positive regulation of lipid biosynthetic process; phospholipid efflux. Gene Ontology annotation, cellular component: extracellular region; blood microparticle; chylomicron. Gene Ontology annotation, molecular function: cholesterol binding; phospholipid binding; phosphatidylcholine-sterol O-acyltransferase activator activity. Bases 11 to 796 code for a protein of 261 amino acids. Lineage: Eukaryota; Metazoa; Chordata; Actinopteri; Anguilliformes; Anguillidae. The transcript is spliced from 3 exons. The record is from RefSeq and is a predicted model, not a curated record.